AAAUGCUUCUAAAUUGAGCAGACCCUUCUCUACCAUCCAAUGCCCUCAUGUAAAGCGCCGCUUUUGGGUGCCACUUCGAUACAGAUUCUCCACUCACACUCCUUUUCACUCUCCCACACAUCUUCUACAUCAAAAUUUUCUCAGAGAUCUUCUCCAGCCUUCUGAUUUGCUUUUACUAUGCAAAGUCACACUUUCAUUCCCUCUGCUUCAUUCUGCUUCUAUAUAUAUGCACGUCGCUGUAUGUAAGUUGCUGCAUUCUGAUUUCGUCGUCUCUCUUGUCUCCGUGUGCCUUGUUGAGGAUCAACUGGAGAUCAAGCAUGCUUAGUCCUGAAGGAGAACUUCAAAUUAGUUUUGGCUAUCAAUGUAGUAGUAAAAGAAGUAUACCUUGUGAGGUUGCCAAAGGCUAUAACAUUCUACCUGAAGUAAUUCACAGAACAAGCAGUUUCUCUUGCUUGUCUGGUGCAGCCUUGAGUGCAAAUGCUACGUUAGCUAACACAAACAUCUGCAAUGGUGUGAUAGGAGAAGAAAUACUUCCAACUUGGGACUCACCUAAUUCAUUCCGCAAGGUACCCUCUUCUCCAAGUCUUUCAAGGUUGGAUAUAUUGUCAUCUUCUCUCCACAGUAAUUUGUCAAACUUAAGUUGCAGUCCAUCCCCUCCAAGUGAAAUGCUUGACUAUGACUCUUGUACAUUAAAACCCAUGAGCGCUCCUUCCAAGAGUGAAGGUUUCCUUAAUGCCAUGGAAGUCCAAGCAGCAGGGGGAGCUGCUGGUGAAGAUAGAGUCCAAGCAGUCUGUUCUGAAGAAAAUGGCUGGCUCUUUUGUGCAGUUUAUGAUGGCUUUAAUGGUAGAGAUGCUGCCGACUUUCUGGCUGGUACUCUGUAUGACACCAUUGUAUCUAACUUUAAUAUAUUGUACUGGGAAUCUGAGCCAGAUUCCAUCAAAGCUUCUAAUGAUGUGGGUUUGGGUGGAUCCUGUAAGUUGGAUGAUAAUCUUAUUGUUCAUGAGGAGCAAUCUCUGUCAAAACUCGAGGGAAACAACAAUUCUUAUCAUGGCUGUUUGGCAAAGAGUAACCUAUCUGCUAAGGUAGGAGUGCCUUAUAAAUCAUUUUCAGAUGGGGUGCUUGAUAGCCUUGAACGCUCUCUUAGCCAGGUUGAGAAUGAUUUCUUGUACAUGGUUGAACAGGAAAUGGGGGAACGGCCUGAUUUAGUUUCUAUUGGAUCUUGUGUUUUACUAGUGCUUCUUCAUGGGAAUGACUUAUACACACUUAAUUUAGGUGACAGCAAAGCUGUAUUAGCAACACGUAAUACAAGAGGCAAACUUCAAGCUAUCCAGCUCACAGAAAGUCAUACAGUUGAAAAUGACAUUGAAAGAGCUCGACUCCUGGCUGAUCACCCAGAUGAUCCUAAAGUCAUUAUAGGAGGAAAAGUGAAAGGAAAACUGAAGGUUACUCGUGCUUUAGGAGUAGGUUACUUGAAAAAGAAAUGUCUGAAUGAUGCACUGAUGGGAAUCCUUCGAGUCCGAGAUCUUACAAGCCCUCCAUAUAUUUCCUCUCAACCAUCAAUGAAUGUGCAUGAGAUCUCAAACUCUGAUCAGUUUGUGAUAGUAGGAAGUGAUGGCUUAUUUGACUUCUUUAGUAACGAUGAGGCUGUGGAGCUUGUUGAGUCCUAUAUCUUGAGCAAUCCAUUUGGUGAUCCAGCUAAGUUUCUUAUCGAGCAGCUUUUAGCAAGAGCAGCCAAUUCCGCAGGUUUCAGCAUGGAAGAGUUGAUGAAUGUUCCGGCUGGGAGGAGGAGGAGGUACCAUGAUGACGUGACCGUGAUUGUGAUCAUUCUUGGGAUGAAUCAUCGGACUUCAAAGGCAUCAACUUUUAUCUAAGCUUUCAAGAAGUAUUUCCCAGGGUCUCAUAAGUGUAUAUAUCUAGUAUUAGAACCCAGAAUCAUCAGGCCUUGUUAUAUGCAAAAUUUGUUUGCUAUGUAUCGUCAUUUUGCUCGAAAAUCCAAGAAAUGUAAACGUGUGUGUGUUUCCCUAAAGCAUGCAAAUUUAAGCAAUGUGGAAGUGUCGAGAUUUAAGAGUAGAAAAAUCGGAUAAGGACCCAUUUUCCUAAUCUCAUUUGUCUCCAACUACAAACACGAACAGAAUCUAUGUUGUCCA
Molecule: messenger RNA, 2147 nt
Organism: Neltuma alba
Lineage: Eukaryota; Viridiplantae; Streptophyta; Magnoliopsida; Fabales; Fabaceae
Product: probable protein phosphatase 2C 40
Exons: 4
Coding region: 318-1871 (517 amino acids)
Biological process (GO): protein dephosphorylation
Molecular function (GO): protein serine/threonine phosphatase activity
Source: RefSeq, a predicted model, not a curated record